CCUCUUUUCAUCGCGCAUUAGUGCGCAUGCGCACCCAGGGCAGCACUAUGCUGUCAUGGCCCCGUUCAGAGAGGUAUUGUGCUGGGAGAGAUGUAUAAAAGCACCAUUCAGCAGUACACGGUUACUGAUGGACAGUUGUUGAUUUCAGGAUGAACGACAUGAACCUGAGUCCUGUGGGCAUGGACCAGCUCAGCGUGCCCUCAGUGAGUGCCAGCCACCUGGGUCUGCCCACCUCCCCCACACACAACCCCAUUCCCACUCCAGGCAUGCCAGUGGCUAUCCCCAGCCUGGGUCCUUCCCUGGGCUCCCUUCCUUCUGCCCUCUCCCUGAUGCUCCCCAUGGGUCCUCUGAGUGACAGAGUGAUGUGCGGCCUGCCAGAGAGGAACUACUCUUUGCCGCCGCCUCCAUACCCCCACCUGGAGAGCAGCUACUUCCGACACAUACUGCCAGGUAUCCUGUCCUAUCUGGCGGACCGUCCACCACCUCAAUACAUUCAUCCCAGCAGCCUUAACAUGGAUGGGACCCUGUCUGUGGCCAGCAACAAUCCUUCAGGUCUGGAUCCCUACAGUGGCCCUGGUGGCCCACUGGAGCAGGGCCUGGUGCCCAUGGACUCCAGACAGGUCAGUGGGCAGGGAGACCUCCACCAGACUGGUGCUCAUGAGCUGGACUCUACAGGAUUGGCUAUGGAGUCACGUGUCAGCAGCCCCAUGUCCCCUGACCGGAUGGGAGAAGAGCUGGCCACUAUGGACGGAGUCAGGGUGGUGGCGGUGUCUGACACCCAGCAGCAGCUCGGCGGGGGAAGGCAGCCUCAGCCACAUGAGAGCUUGACCGGAGUGGACUCAUCCGGUGGGGUUAUGCCCCUCCAUGGUCCCCCUGUUCUUGAACUUCCGGUGGUGAUGGAGCCAGAUCAUAUGGGGGGCAGAGUGGGGAACGCUGGGGGAGGAGGAGCAGGAGGACUUGGUGAACAGCUCCACCCAAAUGGGGAGCUGAACUCCGGAGUCGUCAGUGUGGCGCUCACCGGCUCCAUGGCCAGCCAGGGCCAACUGGAGUCAGUGUCACUCCAUGGACACUCUGGAAUGGGGCUGGAGGCAGUGAAUGUGUCUCCCAUCACUGCAGAGGUGUCUCUGGGGCCGGAAAACAGCCUGGUGCUGGUCAACUCCACCCUGCAGCUAGAGGAUUCUACCUCCAACAAGGAGAACAUGGUCACUGCCUACACCAUAUGGUGCACACUGUGUGAGCGCUCGUAUACCUCAGACUGCCCAGAGCAUGGCCCAGUCACCUUCAUCCCUGACGCGCCUAUCCAAAGCCGGGCUCGUCUCUCUCUGCCGCGUCCCCUGUGCCUGCGCAUCUCAGUGGCUGACGAACCUCUUGGAGUUUUUCCACGGGACGUCAUUCCUCCAAGGACCUGCUUUGGACCAAUGGUGGGCCAGCACUGUAGCAACGUGGAUCUUUCUGAUUGGCCAGAAAAGGACACACCACAAAUAUGGAAGAUGUACCACAACAAUGUGCUGGAGUUCUACAUUGUGACAACGGAUGAGAACGAGUGCAACUGGAUGAUGUUUGUCCGCAAAGCAAGGACCCGUGAGGAACAGAACCUGGUGGCGUACCCUGCCAACGGUAAACUGUUCUUUUGUACAACCACAGAGAUCCACCCGGACCAGGAGUUGCUCUUCUACUAUAGCAGAGACUAUUGUAGGCUGAUAGGUGUUCCUCAGGUGCCUGAGGGUCAGAUCUGCCAGUGUGGCAAAGAAUGCUCCUCCUUCUCUGAGCUCAAGUCUCACCUUGGCAGCCAUAACAGUAGCCACAGCCAUAACCAACCUCCACACAGCCACAGUCCAUCGCAGCAGGACCACUCUCAGCAACAGCAACAACCACAGCAGCAGCAACAAGAGCAACAACCACAGCAACACACUCACCAGGAAGAGAAACUGACCAAUGGGAACUCAAGCUCCUCCUCUUCCCCAUGGCUCUGCCACACUCACGCUGCAGGACAAACAAAUAGUGAUAACAACAGCAGCAGAAGCAGCAGUAACAGAAACUCUAAUAAUGCUAUCUCAAGAGCAAAAGGUCAGAGCCAUGUGCGAGAGAAGAAAUUCAAGUGCAGCAUGUGUUCCCGGGCUUUUAUCACAUCCACUAAGCUCAAUGUGCACUUCAUGGGGCACGUGGGGAUGAAACCUCACAAGUGUGAAUACUGUAGUAAAGCCUUCAGCGAUCCCAGCAACCUCAGGAUGCACCUCAAGAUUCACACAGGUCAGAAGAACUACAGAUGCACAGUUUGCGAGAAGUCGUUUACCCAGAAAUCCCAUGUGGCGUCGCAUAUGCUCAUCCACACAGGUGCAGAGAAGCACAAGUGUGACCUCUGUGACCGGGCAUUCAUCAGGAAACACGAUUUGAAACAACACAUGUUCUCUCACACACAUGAGCGUCGGAUACAGUGCCCAAAGUGCAACAAGCAUUUCCUCAAGACCAACCACCUGAAAAUGCACAUGAACUCUCACGAGGGCCGAAGAGACUUUGUCUGUGAGAAAUGCAACAAAGCAUUCCUGACCAAAUACCACCUCACCCGUCACCUUAAAAUAUGCAAAGGACCCAAGACGGAAAGAGUGUCCCGUAAGGAGCCGGAAUUGGAUGAUGAGGAAGAAGAUGAAGAAGAAGAAGAGGAGGAUGAUGGUAGGGGAAGAGGAGCAGAAAGACUCGUUGACUCAGCUAACAAUGAAGGCUGUGGUUUAGAUGUUGGAGGAUAUAAUUCUGAAAAGUCCCUGUCACCCUCUCAUUGAAAACACUAUGCCUUUUUGAGAUGUUUUGUUUAUUUAUAUGCAGUACUACAAUACUGAUGUUUACCUCUCAUAUCUCUAUUUUUUUUGCCAAAUAUCAAUUAUUUACAUACUCAUUUCAAUUGCCACAUUUUACAUUAUCAAAAUUUUACAACCAAUGUGUUUAGUCCCACAAAAAAGCAUAUCAUGCUGCUAAAAUAAUGUGUGUCAGAUUAUGCGAUAAAGAUCUGACUGUAUAUCGACAAACUCUUCAUUUAACUCUGUAAUAUUGGUUGUUUAGAUUCCUAUUAGCUAUCUUUCAUGUAUUUUUAUACAUGUUUCUUUUUCUUUGACUCACUCCGUAACUCGGAAUAAAUGGCUGAUAUUCAUUUGAAGUUGCACAAUAAUGCUAAUUAAAAUUUCUGAUGCCA
This is a messenger RNA of Etheostoma spectabile (orangethroat darter), 3184 nucleotides long. RefSeq names its product PR domain containing 4 (gene prdm4). Gene Ontology annotation, biological process: regulation of gene expression. Gene Ontology annotation, molecular function: protein binding; DNA-binding transcription factor activity, RNA polymerase II-specific. Lineage: Eukaryota; Metazoa; Chordata; Actinopteri; Perciformes; Percidae. The coding region runs from base 150 to 2777 and encodes 875 amino acids. The record is from RefSeq and is a predicted model, not a curated record. Gene Ontology annotation, cellular component: nucleus. The transcript has 12 exons.